AUGGCGCCGAUUCAACGUCAACGUCAGCUUUUCAUUUCAAAAAAAGAACUCAAAAAGUUGAAUGGCAGAAGAUUUUCAAAACCAGAAGAAUCCUCUGAUAUUGGUCUUAUUUAUCCUGCUGUGGAUACAGCAUUUAAAUUGCUUUUGUCAGUUAGAUUUUGUUCUGCUAUAUGGAGUCACAUAACAGAUUGUGAUGAAACCUAUAAUUAUUGGGAACCAAGUCACUAUUUGCUUUAUGGUACCGGUCAACAAACAUGGGAAUAUAGUCCACAAUAUGCAUUAAGAUCAUAUAUGUACUUAUUAAUUCAUAUAGUACCAGCAAAACUUUAUCAUUACUUACUAGAACCAAAUCCUGUUCUAGUCUUCUAUUUUGUAAGAUGUCUAUUGUCUGUGGGUUGUGCAUUAUCUGAAGUAUACUUUUAUAUAAAUGUGUCCAGAGAAUUUGGAAUACAUAUUGGGAGAUUGACAUUAGUAUUUCUUAUAUUCAGUUCUGGCAUGUAUAUUGCCAGUGCUGCAUUUUUACCAUCAUCUUUUUCAAUGUAUUUAAGUACUGUUGCUACAGCAGCCUGGUAUGGCCGUCAAUAUGAAUUAGCAAUUUUUGCUACAGCAAUAUCUGCUUUAUUAGGGUGGCCAUUUGCUGCAUUACUUGGAUUGCCAAUUGCAAUGGAAAUGUUAAUACAUAAACAAGAGUGGAGUAAAUUUAUAAAAUGGGUAAUUCUAUCUGGUACUGUUAUUUUAGUACCAAUGGUAUGGAUUGAUUCAAUGUAUUAUGGUAAAUUAGUGAUAGCACCACUGAACAUUGUAAUGUACAAUGUUUUUACUAAUCAUGGACCAAAUAUCUAUGGAACAGAACCUUUCAGUUAUUAUAUUUAUAAUGGAUUUUUAAACUUCAAUUUCGUUUUUAUUGGCGCACUUUGGGCUCCAUUAGGAUUGCUUUUAGUGUGGCUAAUUGUACCUGUUGGACCAAGAGAUCGUCUUUGUUUAUCUUACUGGUAUUCGUUGGCACCACUAUAUCUUUGGUUUUUAGUGUUUUUCUUGCAACCUCAUAAGGAAGAGCGAUUUUUAUUUCCUGUAUAUCCAAUGAUUUGUUUAACUGGAGGCAUAGCUAUAGACACCAUCCAAAAACUAUAUUUGUUUAUUAGGACAAAGCUUAGUUCUUUACAUAUUGCUUAUCAUUAUUUGCAAUAUACUGUUCAUAUUACAUUCUUUGCUAUCUUGAUAUGUGGUCUUCUUGGAAUAUCAAGAUCAUUAGCAAUAUACAAAGGUUAUUAUGCACCAAUGGAAGUAAUGAUUGAUGCUAAUAAGGUUGAAUUAGAAGGAGAAAUAUCUAAGGACAUUAAUAUUAAUUUUUGCAUUGGUAAAGAAUGGCAUCGAUUUCCGAGUAGCUUUUUCUUUACAUCGAAUAAUUGGAAACUUCAAUAUCUAAAAUCAGAAUUUAAGGGUCAAUUACCUCAACCAUAUUUAGAUCAUGAAAAUGCAACUAGUAUUAUACAACCUCAUUUUAAUGAUAUGAAUAGAGAAGAACCUACACGCUACUUUAGUUUAGACAAGUGCCAUUUUGUAUUAGAUCUGGAUAUUGGGACUGAGACAGACUUAGAACCAAAUUAUUCUCGAUUAACUGACAACUUUACGAUAAUAAAAUCGUCUAAAUUUUUAAAUUCUGCAAAAUCACACCAAUUUUUCAGAGCGUUUUAUAUACCUUUUGUGUCAUAUAAAUUUUGUACAUAUGGUUCAUAUAAUUUAUUACAAAAUAUUAAAGUUAAAUCGAUUCCCCUUUUGUCAACGGGAAAAAUUCCAAAAUCAUCCUGA
Molecule: messenger RNA, 1809 nt
Organism: Habropoda laboriosa
Lineage: Eukaryota; Metazoa; Arthropoda; Insecta; Hymenoptera; Apidae
Gene: Alg9
Product: alpha-1,2-mannosyltransferase ALG9
Exons: 12
Coding region: 1-1809 (602 amino acids)
Biological process (GO): protein N-linked glycosylation
Cellular component (GO): endoplasmic reticulum membrane
Molecular function (GO): alpha-1,2-mannosyltransferase activity
Source: RefSeq, a predicted model, not a curated record